UGCAUUGUAUAGUGUGCAAACUGGAGAAACUAAUAAGUGUUAAUACAUUAAUAUGAAUUGUCUUCUAGAGUGGGUAUGGAGCCUAAGGUGUUCUUCAGAAAGGAGAGUCCAGCAGCAGCCUCCACUAGCAGCUCCCACUCCUCAGAUGCUGCAGAGCUGCACCUCAGAGACAAAGCCCAGCAGGACCCAGGAGCACAGCUGCUCUCUCUGGACACUCACAAGGAGGAGCACCACAGUGAUGCCCCACAGAGGAGCUGUGAAUCCUGUGCUGAAGUUCCAGACUCCGGCCACUGGGUCCUAAUGAAGCCUGAAGUCUCCACAGAGAAGAGCGUCUCCACCUACAGCCUGAGCUCUCCUGCAGGGAGCUAUGAGUGCUCAGAGUCUGGUCUGCGCUGGACGUGUGCUGGUCCAGUCACCCUGCAGUACCACUUCAUGGACUGGCAUGCCUUUGCUGAAGAGCUGGCCCACAUGCAGUCCAGACCAGCUGGUAUUCUGAUGGACAUCAGGCUCAUGUCAGGAGAGCUGGAGGAGAUCCAUCUACCACAUUUCCUCUGUUUGGGGGGUUGUGAGGCGUCUGUGCAUGAUGCUGUGAGGGUCCUGCAUGGGCGGGACAGCGGAGUGUGUGUGGAGAAGUGUGAGCUGACCCGACACCAUGCCAGACUUCUCCACCCAAACCUCUCUCCUCUUGGAGUUAUCUACAACCUCCUCAAAUCCCUGCUGUCUCCCAUGAGGGUCCACUCCAAAAUGCUGGUCUACCAGAGCAGCACGAUGCCCGUUUUCCGCACCUACCUCCUGCCUGAGGAUGCCCAUCUGAAGCAGCUGGUGAAGAACGAUGAGGAGGAGUUGGGGGGCGUUUGGAGGGACAAUCCUCAUCCUGACAGCCCUCUACAGAUGGAAGACUUCUACAGCCUGAGGACUGACUGUCCCUCUGAGAUCAACCCAGAGAAGCUGAUGCUGAGAAGGAGCAAUGACACCCCCAACUUCUUUAGGGUGAAGCUUCCUGAGGCUGCUGCCUCCUUCCACAUGGAGCUGUUCAGCUCUGCAGACAGCAGGGGGCAGUGUGUGUGGAGAGCAGAGUUCCAGUCAGGUGAUGAGAGUCAGGCCAGACCACCAGCAGAGAGUCCGGCAAGGACCAGAGACGCCCAGUCUGCAGUCAGGUUCCCACAGGCAGCAGAGAGCAGGAGAGACACCAGCAGAGAGACCAGCAGAGCUGAGGGGGAGACCAACUCAGAGGCAGCAGCGUUUGUGGACAGGCACAGAGCAGAGCUCAUUGGCAGGGUGAGUAAUGUGAUGCCCAUCGCAGAUGUGCUGCUCUCCAAGGGACUGGUCCACCCUGAGAAGUAUUCAGAGAUCAAAGCAGCUCCCACCAAUGAGGCAAAGAUGCCAGAGAUCUAUGAGUGUCUGCGCUCAGCUGGAGCUGAGGGGAAAGCAGCCUUCUAUGGAGUUCUACUGCAGGAGGAGCCCCACCUGCUCAAAGACCUGAGUACACCUGUCAACAAAUGAUUGGAAAUUACAAAUGAACUCUGCCUUUGUAUCGUAAACGUGCUAAUUAGGCUACCAACCAUUAGGCUACCAACAAUGAUGUUUUUUAAUACUUCAAAAUAACAUUUGCUGAAUGAACCUUACAUUUUUCAGUAGCCAUAGGUAGAUGGCUAGAGUGUAGAUUUGAACUAAAUCUAGUUUGGUUCUUACCGGGGCUUUUACUGCCUGAAAU
Messenger RNA from Alosa sapidissima (American shad), 1714 nucleotides. RefSeq names its product NACHT, LRR and PYD domains-containing protein 1 homolog. Gene Ontology annotation, biological process: innate immune response; regulation of apoptotic process; inflammatory response. The record is from RefSeq and is a predicted model, not a curated record. The coding region runs from base 76 to 1503 and encodes 475 amino acids. Lineage: Eukaryota; Metazoa; Chordata; Actinopteri; Clupeiformes; Clupeidae. The transcript has 3 exons.